Aplysia californica (California sea hare) is the source of this 1556-nucleotide messenger RNA. Its product is annotated as dnaJ homolog subfamily B member 13. The transcript has 7 exons. Gene Ontology annotation, cellular component: cytosol. Bases 71 to 1024 code for a protein of 317 amino acids. Lineage: Eukaryota; Metazoa; Mollusca; Gastropoda; Aplysiida; Aplysiidae. The record is from RefSeq and is a predicted model, not a curated record. Gene Ontology annotation, molecular function: protein-folding chaperone binding.
CCGCCAUAUUGUUGUCAUACAGUGUCACUCGUUGGUUGCACUUGUAAAUAACCACACCAAGAAGACAGCCAUGGGUGUUGAUUACUACAGUAUUCUUGGUCUAACCAGAAGUGCAUCGGAUGCUGAUAUCAAGAAAUACUACAGGAAGUUAUCCUUGAAGUAUCAUCCAGAGAAGAAUUCUGGAGAUCAAAAUGCUUCAGAUAAGUUCAUGCAAGUUGCAGAGGCAUAUGAUGUGCUAUCAGACCCUCGUAAGCGUGCUGUCUAUGAUCAGUUUGGGGAAGAGGGACUGAAGAAUGGUGUCCCAGCUGGAAGUGGCGAGGCCGGAGCCUGGACCAGUGGCUACACCUUCCAUGGAAACCCUGAAAAAGUAUUCAGAGAUUUCUUUGGCGGAGACAACCCAUUUCAGGAGUUCCACGAUCGAGUAGAUGGUGACUUGAGCAUGGGUUUUGGUGGUCUGCAUGGCCGAGGUGCCAAAAAGCAGGACCCACCUAUUGAGAGAGACCUGUACCUUAGUCUUGAAGAAGUUUUCCAUGGAUGCACAAAGAAAAUGAAAAUUUCAAGGAGGGUAAUGAAUGAAGAUGGUCACACAUCAAGUAUCAGAGACAAAAUUCUCACAAUAACAGUGAAGAAAGGCUGGCGCCCAGGCACAAAAAUUACUUUCCCUCAAGAAGGUGACCAAGGCCCCAACAAUGUACCAGCUGACAUCGUCUUUAUUGUGAAGGACAAACCUCACCCCAGGUUCUGUCGUGAAGGUGCCAACCUGAUCCACACUGCCAAAGUUCCUCUUGGCAAAGCCCUGACCGGAUGCACAGUAGAGAUUCAUACGCUGGAUGAGAGAAUUCUGCACAUUCCUAUCAAUGAUAUUGUCAAACCCGGUUACAAGAAGAUUGUGCCCGGAGAGGGAAUGCCUCUGGUGGUUGCACCAUGUGACAGAGGGGACUUGAUCAUCGAGUUUGACAUUGAAUUUCCCACAUCUCUUACCCCAGAGAAGAAAGAGCAUGUUCGAAGAGCUCUGCUUUUAUAGAUAUAGGGUUGUCGUACGCAGGGUUGAAGGGGAUGAAAGAAAAUAAAAAUGGGGAAGGGGAAAUGAUGUUGUUCACAAUAAUAUUGAUUUAUUACAGACACAAAAAUACUGAUGAUGACGAAAAAUUUUUGUUCUUUAAAUAGGCUUCUUUGGUUCUGAAGUCGUCAACAUUUAAAAUGUAUGCGAAAUAGCUGUCAAGAUUUAAAUUGAUGUGUGUACAGUGACAUUUGUGCUGUUUCAAAGAAAUUUUGUUUUAAAUCUGGCUUACAGUUAACAUUUUUAUGUCGUCAGUUGUAAUAUAUAUACAAAUAGAUAAUAAAGUCCUUCCAGAGUCUCCAGCUACUAGGUCGAUUUCAAAAAGACCUGUCUACAUUUCACUCAUUCUUGUGUCCCAUACUUGUAUAACUAGGCAUCAUAAAGUUGUUGUUUUUCUUCUCAUAAGCUACAAUUUGUAUAGGUCUACACAUGUUUUCAUUUGAAAACUAAGCUACAUUCUUGUUGUGAAUAAACAUUUAUAUUUAACCAAAAUCCA